GCAUCUCAAUCAAAUCUGGGUCGAGAUACCAAAGGUUCAGCUGACAACUGGUCAGCCUCCAGGUUGUGGUCUCUGCGGGGUAGAUUUUUUUUCAUUCGCCCAACGCCAACGCCCAUACCAAACCACUUUUUCAACAGGAGUAUCAACUUGACAGAUAAUCGAGCUAUUGCUACAACCAUAAUGUCACCUAUUACAGCCCCAUUCGGUCAAUGGAAGAGCCCGAUCAGCUCCACUUUGCUUGGUGCUGAUGGUGUGCAGUUCGAAUCCAUUGCAGUAUCGAACGGAAAGAUUUAUGUCAUCGAGGGUCGACCUAAAGAGCAGGGACGAGGCUGCGUUGUUGAGUACUCCGGUCGUGACGGACGUGAUAUCUUACCGGUCAAGUAUGACGCUCGCACCAAAGUUCAUGAAUAUGGCGGCGCAUCGAUGAUUGCUUUUGAUGGGCAUAUCAUCUUUUCUGAUCGGGAGACACAGGAUCUGCAUAAACUGGAUCCCUCCACGGGUCAUGUAGAGCGGAUCACCACGACAGACACUGCUAUCCGCUAUGCGAGCACUUCCGUUAUGGGCUCUUUGUCUAAUAGUCACGCACAUUCAGGAUGGAUUUUGGCGAUCGAAGAAGACCACUCCAAGCCCUUGCCAUCGGAAGUUCGGAACCGACUCGUGGCGGUAAACAUACAAUCCGGAGACAUAGUCAACGUCGCCUCCGGUGAUGAUUUCUACAGUGCUGCUCAGUUCUCCCCCAAUGGCAGCAGAAUAUGCUGGACUCAGUGGUCUCAUCCAGAUAUGCCAUGGACAGGAGCCCGUCUGUAUGUGGCUAAAUGGAAUAAUGGCGAGAUCACAGAUGUCCACCUUGUCUCGGGCGUACCCAAGAAAGAAAGUGUUAGCCAGCCACGAUGGGGCCUCGAUAAUACAUUGUACUUCACUAGCGAUUGUUCGGGGUAUUGGCAGCUCUAUCGGACUCGAGUUGAUACCUUGGAAUGCGAACGGAUAGCCCUGCGUGGCUUAGAAGAAGUGGACUUUUCGCAGCCAGACUGGCGUCUAGGGAACUGCACAUACAUUUGUCUGAGUCCGACUUCGAUGAUCGCGUCGUACACAAAGAAUGCUCGAUGGAGCUUCAUAAUGAUAGAUCUGUCAAACGACUCCUGGCGAGACCUCAAUGUGCCAGUGACAGACACGAUUAUUCUAGCAGAUACUCCCCUCUCAGACACAAAGAUAGCGCUUCUUGGUUCCAGUGAGACAAGCUUCAACACUGUUUUUACAUUGGACACCGACACCCUCAAUAUCAAUGCACUCAAGGCAGCUUCCGACUUCCCCAUGCCAACUUCUCUUGUAUCCAAGCCGGAGCAUAUAUCUUUCCCAAGAGUUCAUGGCGAGAACUUGGAAGGGAUGGCACAUGCCAUCUUCUACCCACCCCAGAACCCAGAUUAUCAGCCACCAUCCGGAGCACUGCCACCUUUGAUCGUUUGUGUCCAUGGCGGACCAACGUCUCAAACUGGAACCGGUCUGAAUACUACAGAUCAAUACUGGACUUCUCGGGGCUAUGCUGUUGUUUGGGUAAAUUACGGAGGUAGCUCGGGGUACGGGAGAGCAUACCGGGAUAUUUUGAAUGGCAAAUGGGGACUUAUUGACACGGCAGAUGCUGCUAGCUGUGUGUCAUAUCUGGCAUCCACUGGCCGCAUUGAUCAAACCGGAGUCGGUAUUCGCGGCCAAAGUGCAGGCGGAUACAUCGUGCUCCAAGCCCUCUGUGAUUACCCCAAUCUCUUUGCCGGUGGAAAUUCUCUGUACGGCAUAGGCAAUGUCAAGGCUCUCUGUGAGGAUACUCAUAAGUUCGAGAGCCAUUACGCAUUCGCCUUGUUGUUUGAUCCUAAUGCAGAUGAAGCCGAGAAAAACCGCAUUUUCAGCGAACGCAGUCCCUGCUUGAAGGCAGAUAAAAUCACUGCGCCGCUGUUGCUGCUGCAAGGAGACGAGGAUUUGGUCGUUCCUAUGAACCAGGCGGAGGAAAUGGUCGAAAUGAUGACAAAGGCUGGUCGUGAGUCUAAGCUAGUGGUUUUCCAUGGAGAAGGGCAUGGAUUCCGGCAGGCGAAGAGCCGGAUUGCAGCUGUACAGGAGGAGGAAAGUUGGUGGAAGAAAGCACUACUGAAGAUGGAUUCGGCGGACAUUUAA
Molecule: messenger RNA, 2160 nt
Organism: Penicillium coprophilum
Lineage: Eukaryota; Fungi; Ascomycota; Eurotiomycetes; Eurotiales; Aspergillaceae
Product: S9 family peptidase
Exons: 5
Biological process (GO): proteolysis
Molecular function (GO): serine-type peptidase activity
Source: RefSeq, a predicted model, not a curated record